This is a messenger RNA of Cricetulus griseus (Chinese hamster), 3000 nucleotides long. The record is from RefSeq and is a predicted model, not a curated record. NCBI's taxonomy places the organism in Eukaryota, Metazoa, Chordata, Mammalia, Rodentia, Cricetidae.
GGUCUCGGCAUGCUUCGCGGCACCGCGCCAGCCGCCGCUUCACGCCCGCGAGCAGGUUGUUGUUUUUAUGAGGCGUCACUGGCGUUUGGAGCCCGGACUCCGCCACGGUGACAGUCGGUGCGGUCAGGCAGAGGAGGCGCUGCCUUCAGACCUGAAAAAUGUCUGAAAAUUCCAGCGACAGUGACUCAUCGUGUGGUUGGACUGUCAUCAAUCAUGAGGGUUCUGAUGUAGAGAUCAUGAAUUCUGCCACAGCCAGUGACAACUGUGAACUGACUCUAGAAUGUUCCUCAUUAGAGCAAGAGGAACUGCAAGUUCUUCAUGUGGGGACUGGAGGUGGCGAAAGCAUCGCAAACAGCAUGUUAUCGGUGGAGGAGACUAGGUUGUUAUCAGUGGGAGAAACCAAGUCGGCAAUUGAGGUGGAGGAGGCAACUUCCCCUGAAGACAAUAUGUAUCUCGGAACUACUAGUGAUGAUUCUGAUAUUGUUACACUUGAACCUCCUAAGCUGGAAGAAAUGGGGAACCAGGAAGUUAUUAUAAAAGAAGCGCCCAACUCCGAAGACUUUAACAUGGGUUCUUCCUCCAGUAGCCAGUACACCUUCUGCCAGCCAGAAUCCGUCUUUUCAUCUCAGCCUAGUGAUGAGGAAUCCAGUAGCGAUGACACCAGCCAUGAGCCCAGCCCUGUCCCAAGACGCCGCCGCAACAGGAAGAAGACUGUUUCUGUCUCAGAGUCUGAGGAGCCACCACUUGCCGAGCCAGAAGAUGAACCCUCCAAGGAGCCGAGUAAACGCCACUUUAGUGGUGGUCUCAACAAGUGUGUUAUCCUGGCUUUGGUGAUAGCUGUCAGCAUGGGAUUUGGACAUUUCUAUGGCACAAUUCAGAUUCAGAAGCACCAUCAGUUAGUCAGAAAGAUCCACAGAGAUGAGCUCACUGAUAUGAAGGACUAUCUCUCACAAUGCCAGCAGGAACAAGAGUCUUUUCUAGAUUCCAAGUCACUAAAAGAAAACCUUGAGAGGUGUUGGACUGUUACCGAUGCAGAGAAGGUCACCUUUGAAACUCAGAAGAAGAAUCUUGCUGCAGAAAACCAGUAUUUAAGAAUCUCUCUGGAGAAGGAAGAGAAAGCCCUGUCUUCACUGCAGGAAGAGUUACGGCGACUGAGGGAGCAGAUUAGAUUGUUGGAGGAUAAAGGCACAAGUUCCCAGUUAGUUAAGGAGAACCAGGCUCUUCAGCAGAAUUUAGAAGUGGAAAAAGAGAAAACAAACAGUUUCCUUAAUGAGAGGGAGACUCUGUUAGAGGAAGCAAAGAUGCUGAAGAGGGACCUGGAGAGAGAACGGCUCACAGCGAUGGCUCUGCGGGCAGAACUUGAGCAGUUAGGUCCUUGCCAGGCACAGGACCACACAGAUUCUCCCAAUGUGCAGACUGAAGAGAAGGAAGUCGUGCUGUUACAGCAGAGACUUGCCGAGUUGGAGCAGAAGUUAACCUUUGAGCAGCAGCGCUCUGACUUGUGGGAAAGACUGUAUGUUGAGGCAAAGGAUCAAAAUGGAAAGUUGGAGACCGAAGGGAGGAAGAGAGGAAGCCGAGGAAACCCCAGGGCUAAGAGCAAGUCAAAGGAGACAUUUCUGGGCACAGUUAAGGAAACAUUUGAUGCUAUGAAGAAUUCUACCAAGGAGUUUGUGAGACAUCAUAAAGAAAAAAUCAAGCAGGCGAAAGAAGCGGUGAAGGAAAAUCUGAAGAAGUUCUCAGAUUCAGUGAAAUCUACUUUCCGACAUUUCAAAGAUACUACCAAGAAUAUCUUUGAUGAAAAAGGCAGUAAGAGAUUUGGGCCUUCAAAAGAAGCAGCAGCUGAAAAGCCAAGAACAGCUUAUGGUUAUUCUUCAUACUCUCUGCAUGAGGCAUUGAACCAAAAGCAGAAUUGCAGAGGCCCUUCUGCACAGAGCAAGGGAGGAAGAGAAAAGCCCAGCCACACAGAAGAAAGUAGAAAAAAUGCAAAUUCAGAUACGCACAAGGCCAAGUUUGACUUCAGGGACACCCAUUCUACCAGAAGGGUUUUUCCGGGCAUGUUUGAAUGUGCUGGACAAGAAUCUGGUAGCUCUGUUAAUGCAGCAAGUCCUGUCAGGAUAAAUGACUUCAGACAGCUGAUUCAGUGGUACUUACUGAAUGAACUGGACACUUUUCACCACUGGAAAGAACUGGAUCAGUUCAUUAGCCCGUUUUUCCCAAAUGGUGUCUUUAGACAUGACCAGAAGCUCUUCACUGACUUUGUCGAUGCCGUGAAAGGUUACCUUAAGGGCAUAAAGGAGUAUCAAGUAGAGGAUGACAGUUUGGAGAAGUUGGAUCGAUACAUAUAUAGACACUUUGGGCACAUUUUCGCCCUUCCAUUCGGACCCAGUCGACCUGAUAAAAAGCAACAACGUAUGGUAAAUAUUGAAAACUCCAGGCACCGAAAACAAGAGCAGAAGCACCUUCAUCCGCAGCCUUAUAAAAGGGAAGCUCUGGGGUCCACAUGUAAUCAGUCUAUCACUGAGUUCUGCCUCCAUUGCAAAGGCCCUCACAAUCAAAUGUAUCAAGUUUUCCGUCCUGUUGGGGAUGCUCUGGUCAGAGCAGAGAUGCAGCCUAAUGGAAGAGCAAUCCAAGCACUGCUCACAAAAAGGUCUGAAGAGAUUUGCUGUCCGUGGAGCAUAGCCACCCUCAGAUUGUCCACUACUUGUUGCCACAAUGCUUGGGAGACUGACUCUUCCUCAACUGGUUUUUGCUACGUUCCUUGGGAUUGCUGGAGGAUUGUAUAUUUAUCAGCCAAUAUUUGAACAAUAUUCCAGAGAUCAGAAGGAAUUAAAAGAGAAGUUGAAACUGUUGCAAGAGUCAGAAGAAAAGAGGAACUAAUUCUGCAUGGAGUGAAAUUGUAGGCAUUGCUUACCGUUCAGUCUGUUGAAAUUGCACAUGGACUAUUAAUCAAGUAAACAUUAGGUACAUUUUAAAUAAAUAAAUCAUGGGUUAGUUACUAUC